AUACAUACGACAAUUUAGUUUGACUAAAAAUUAGCCCAAUUGUCGACCAAUUCCACGACGCCCAAAUCAAAGCGAGUGAAUUGGUCUCUCUCCGCCGCGACGAAAGAUUCUGCUGCUUCUGCUUCCGCCGCCGAUCCGCCAUGGAUUCCUCCCCAUUCAACAAUCUACCCCAAGACACCCUCCACCAGAUCUUCUGCCACCUCCCCCUCCGCCAAAUCGCCGCCGCCAAGUGCGUCUGCAAAGCCCUCCGCGCCGCUCUCUCCUCCGCCUCCUUCCACCACCUCCUCCACACCCAAUCCCGCUCCCUCCCCCUCCUCGCCCUCAAGACCUCCCACCGCCACGUCUCCCCCCUCCUCACCCUCCACUCCUUCGACCCCGCCGCCAAUCACUGGCUCAAAUUCUCCCUCUCCUUCCUCCCCUUCGCCGCCCUCCACCCCAUCACCUCCUCCAACGGCCUCCUCUACCUCUGGGCCUCCUCCCCCCAAAAUCCCCAAAAAGCCCUCGUCGUAUGCAACCCCCUCACCGCCCGCUUCAAAACCCUCCCCCAGCUCGGCUCCGCCUGGUCCCGCCACGGCGCCGUCCUUGCCGGCUCCCUCAGCGCCGUCCUCGUCCUCACCGAGCUCGCCGUUCUCUACUACUCCGAAAAUGGAAACCCUAAUUUCACCCCCAAUUGGCUCAAAUUCUCCUCCAAUUUACCCUCCAAACCCCGCAGCCCUGUCUUGGUCUCCGAUUUCAUCCUAACCCUAUGCGACGUGGGGUCUCCGUGGAGGUCGCAGUGGGCGAUGUUCAAGGGAAGGAUUGUGGAUACGGACAAGGCAAUGCAGUGGGUGAGGCUGGAGAGGCGCGAGUGGGGGGACAUUUUCGACAUUUUGAAGCGGCCGCGGCUCGUCAAGGCCGGGAGCGAUCGCAAGGUCUACAUGGUGGGAGGGCUGAAGAGCUCCUACGCGCUGCAGAGCGCGUGCACGACCAUCUUGGUACUGAGGCUGGACUUGGACACCUUGGAGUGGGAGGAGGCGGGGCGAAUGCCGUUGGAGAUGUAUAGGUGUUUCGUGGAGAGUAGUAAGUUCAAGGUGUUUGGUGGGGGCAAUAGGGUGUGUUUCUCGGCUAAGAGGGUCGGGAGGUUGGCGCUCUGGGAGGAGUUUGGGGAUGGCAAAAACGCCUGGCGUUGGGUGGAUGGCGUGCCUGGGAGCGGAGAUGUCCUCUCCCGUGGAUUCGUGUUUGAGGCCAGGCUUGAUGCUGUUUUGUAGGUCAGAAAGAUUUUCACUUUCUUUCUAAUCUUGCUAUGCUAUACAUGAUUAUGAUGAUUUGGAAUAUUGAAUGUCUUGAAUACAAUGUGUUGUAGUAUUACCAAUGUUAUUGUUUAUGAUCAUGUUUAUUUUAUUUAUGGGAUAUGCUAGGGGCUUGAA
Molecule: messenger RNA, 1406 nt
Organism: Salvia hispanica
Lineage: Eukaryota; Viridiplantae; Streptophyta; Magnoliopsida; Lamiales; Lamiaceae
Product: F-box family protein
Molecular function (GO): protein binding
Source: RefSeq, a predicted model, not a curated record